UAAUCGUCUUGCGAAUCCCGCGACUACAACUGCAGUGUUUGAGGGCGGCCGAUGAACACGUCGUUUGCGAGCAGCCAGUAAAGAUCAGAGGCGGGGCUGUGUUACACAAACUAACAUCGGUUCGUACAGGAAGGCGUGAAAGAGCUCCAGACUGCGUUCAGCAGAGCUGUCGGAAGCUUCCCGGGCUGAAAGAGAAACCGGGUUGCACUGGACCGAGUACACGUGGUGAAUUUCACACUGUUAACAGUUUGGCCAUGGCGUCCAGCAGCUCCUGUGUGGUGAUCGGCGAUGAUGAGCAGGGUUAUGAUCUCGACCUCUUCUGCAUACCAAAGCACUAUGCUUCUGACCUGGAACGUGUCUAUAUACCUCAUGGACUAAUCAUGGACAGGACUGAGCGACUGGCCAGAGAAAUCAUGAAGGAUAUGGGGGGACACCACAUUGUUGCCCUCUGUGUGCUCAAAGGGGGCUACAAGUUCUUUGCAGACCUGCUGGACUACAUCAAAGCACUGAACCGCAACACUGAUCACUCCAUCCCAAUGACUGUGGACUUUAUUCGCCUCAAAAGCUACCAAAAUGACCAGUCCACAGGUGAGAUUAAGGUGACUGGUGGAGAUGAUCUGUCCAUACUAACAGGGAAGAAUGUCUUGAUUGUGGAGGAUAUAAUAGAUACUGGGAAGACAAUGCAGACAUUGUUAGAGCUCCUCAAGCAGUACAAUCCAAAAAUGCUAAAGGUGGCCAGUUUACUUGUGAAGAGGACACCAAGGAGUGUUGGCUACAGACCUGAUUUUGUAGGAUUCGAGGUUCCUGACAAAUUUGUGGUGGGAUAUGCGCUCGAUUACAAUGAGUACUUUAGAGAUUUAAAUCAUAUCUGCAGCAUCAGUGAAACAGGAAAAGAGAAGUACAAAGCAUGAGGUGGUCUGCACCUCACCCUUUUAGCUGUGCAUAACUUUUAUUGAUCAUUUUAUAUUAUAUCUGGUUUGUAAUUUUAAGGUGUGCUGCUUGCUGCAGAUACAGCUCCUUUUCUCCAGGAAUGAAAAGUAUAGAGAGCCAUGCCUCCUCUCAAGGCACUGUGGUUCUCACAUACUAGUGACCCCAAGCCUUUCUAUAUUGAAUCACUGAUGUAUUUUGGUUUGAAUGUAUUCAGCUAUAAUAUAAUAUUUUUAAAAAAAACGUAUAUAUAAAAUAAGCAGGUAAAUUUCUCUAAUUUAUUGUAUCAUUUUGAACCUUUCUUUUAUGUUAAAUAAAUUUUUUAAAAACUUUA
Molecule: messenger RNA, 1261 nt
Organism: Ictalurus punctatus (channel catfish)
Lineage: Eukaryota; Metazoa; Chordata; Actinopteri; Siluriformes; Ictaluridae
Product: hypoxanthine-guanine phosphoribosyltransferase
Exons: 2
Coding region: 255-911 (218 amino acids)
Biological process (GO): purine ribonucleoside salvage; hypoxanthine metabolic process; GMP salvage
Molecular function (GO): hypoxanthine phosphoribosyltransferase activity; magnesium ion binding
Source: RefSeq, a predicted model, not a curated record